UCUGAGUUUUACAGUUGGCUGUGGGCACAAGGACUGGUUGUUGUGUUUUGUGUUUGAAUAUUUUGAAUUAUGUCAGUGAUUCCUAAUCGGCGCCGUUUCCUUCGUGAUUAGCGCGCUACCCCUUGUGUACGGGCACUGUUUUCUCAUCCUGUCAUUCGGGUAUUCAUCAGGAGGGAGAGAGAAAAAUGGCAGUUUAAAAGGACGUCAAAACCGUGAAAGUGAAACAGGUUAGGCGAAAUCGGCGUGUCAGAGUGAAACUUCGGAGGACAUUGUGACUGAAGGUUCUAAGGACAUCGUAGCUGAAACUUCGAAGGACAUUGUAGCUGAAAGUUCUUGGAAGGACAGUGUAGCUGAAGCGAAUUGGAAGGACAUUGCCAGUGAAACCUCGAAGGAUAUCGUAGCUGAAAGUAUCCUCGUGACGAACAUUUCGUUCCCUUGCAGGAACAAGUGAAGUUCCUGAAGAAGUUCCUCCCGAAACGUUGUUUUACGUCGGCCACGAAGGGCCGAGGCGUGGAGUAGUAGUUGUGUGUCAUGAGAGAUACGAAGGGAGAAAAGGGGCGCCGCGGAGAGGCAUUUUGAAGAUGGCGGGCGGCGUGUGAGGAGGAGGACAUGAUGCGGUGGAUGCUCGUGCCGUCCGUUACAGAACCUGCGAUUUCAAUUCAGUAGAGGAAAUAUGGCGUCCGGGAGAACCUCGUCUCACCCUACUUCUCGCCAUUGAAGACUAAACAUGCAUAAAUAGGCCGUGGCGAUGACCCUCGUGCUGUGUGGAGACGACCUAAGUGCGUAAUUAUGUGACGCUCGGGAUUUUAUUCGUACGCUUUCCUCGACGGACGUGGAGAAGAAAGAGAGAGACACGCACUGAACGACGGGAGGAAGAAGAGGAAUAGGAGAGAAAGAGAGAGAGAGAGAAGAGUUUGUUGUUGACAUUCUAAUGCUUCUUCUUGGAGGCUUUUGAGGAGGAAGGCUGAAUCAAGGCUUUAAGGCAGAAACCAUGUCUGGCACUAGGAAGAGGAAUACCAGUUCCCAGUAUUGCUGUAAAGAUGGGGAUAGCGAGGGAGACAGUGGGUUUGUGACUCCGGACAGUACUACCAAGGAAAGAGUAUCACGGUUUAUAGAAGGGGAAGAUGUUCUAUCACACGGCAAAGAUGGUCUCUUUUAUCUUGGCAUCAUUGUAGUGGUUGACCAUGAAAAUGAAAGGUGUUUGGUGCAGUUUGAGGAUAGCACAGCCCACUGGUCACUAUAUAAGGAUAUCACCAAGCUAAAACUGCCAGAAUCAGAUGACCUUUGUGUCAUCUGUAAGUCUUCCAAAAGCUGGGACACCAAUGAAAUUGUCCUUUGUUACAUAUGUGAACAAGGUUACCAUCAAGACUGCCUCCAGCCAAGGAUAGGCAAAGAGUACUGUGAACCAGAAAGCCAGUGGGAGUGCCCUAGGUGCGCAAAUCAUUCAGCCAUGGAGAAAGAAGAGAGAAAAAAGUCCCGGGAAAAUUCUCCCAGAAAGCCUCGAACGCGGCCUCAUCAACAACCUAAAUCUGAAGAGAAUGCCAAAGUUACGUUACCAUAUGAUUUAAAAAGUUUAACAUGGGAUCAAGGUCACAAAAGCAACAGAGAACAAACUUACUGCUACUGUGGUGGGCCAGGUGAAUGGUAUAACAGAAUGUUACAGUGUCAGAGAUGUAAACAAUGGUUCCAUGAAGCUUGUGUUGAGUGUCUACAUUUACCUCUGUUGUACGGCGAUAGGUUUUAUGUUUUUGUCUGUGCGUUGUGUAAUGAGGGAACCGAGUUCCUCCAUCGGUUGGAUGUUAAAUGGGUUGACAUUGUUCAUCUAUCAAUAUUUAAUUUAACGCUACAAGAUUCCAAAACUUAUUUUGAGUAUGAAGAUAGCAUAACAACAUGGAUAAACGACAAUUGGGAGUUUUUACAGGCACCUCUUGGGCUACAAAAACGGAAAGUCAGUGAAAGGAAGCACGAAGUAUUACGAGUUUUAGAAGGAAAUCGACCUAGGUUCAAAUCGGGUAGAGAAAUUAAGAAGAAAACAAGCAUUUGGGGUCUCCGUGCUCGGGUACCUCCACCAGUACCCUUGAUUACCUUACCAUCGGUGGGGCCAAUCACUGAAGAUUCGAUAAAACAUAUUGUUAUAAGAAACAAAAAAACAAGAAGUGCUGACAGUCCACCAAUCCCAAGAAGGUACAAGUUGACAGAGGAUAAGCAAGAUGAAGUUGAUGAAGCCUUAAAUAGAUUCAGUCCUGCAAAGAAACGGCCUCUCUCGCCCAACACUAUAGACCAAGAAGAAGAUAGUCCUAGAAGUAGCAUUGCAAGAAGAAAACGAAAACGAGAAUUGGACAUUUUGAUGGAAGAUAAAAAGGCAAAGAAGAUGAUAGAAGAAGUUGGGUCUGUAAAGGAAGGAAGCAUAAAUGGAUCUCAUUCAGCCAACAAAAGAAAGAGAGGCCGCCCACCUAAAGAUCAUCAGACUAUUAAAUCAGAUGAUCUUCGAGAUAUCAAGCAGAAAAGAGCUCAGCGGCUUCUGAAAGAAGCUUUAAAUCAGGGAAAAGGUGUUAGGCCUAUUACCAAAGCAGGUCUUGGCUCAUUUACUCCCAAUUCCAUCACGCCAGGUGACACAAGUGGUGAUGAAACUUCCAGUCAUGGAACACUCGAUUCUUUUAUACCUCCCCCAUCAGACUUUGAAGGCCGUAACAACCCAUUCCUUAAUCUGGAUUCUCUCAGUUACGGUAUGCCUGUAGUAAGACCUCUCAAACGAAAAUUGAAUGAAAGUGACAUUCGAAUUGGUAAAAAUGGUGAAGUGAAACGAAGACGUUUUCGUAAAAAGUCUGACAGAGCGAAAUUCCUAUUAUUAUUACAGAACGGUUCUCUAAAUGUAAAUGGUGUGAAUGGAAUAAGAUUAAAUGGGACAAACAGUAUAAAAAAUUGUGUAGACUAUGCUCUCAGUGGAAGACUUAAUUCUUGCUCCAAGAUGGAUGAGUGCAGCGAUGGAGGUGAAGAUUCAAGAGUAGGGGAAACUGGCUUUUCCUUUAGUGAUCUUAAGUCAACUGUUAAUAACUAUUUUGGAGCAGCAAAUCGAAUUGCCAAUGGUGAAAAGUUCCAUGUCUUGGCAAAGAGAGUAACUGUUGAAGAUAAAGUUCAAUACCUCAUAGAAUGGGAUAGUCCGAGUUCCUCAUAGGCCAGGUACCAAAUCGUCGUGUAUUUCAACCAACUGAAGAUCAGCAGCGUGUCAAUUUUCCUCCGAAAGGAUUUGUAACAAGUGGUGGAGUUAAGCAUGGUAAGGUAUGAACCGCAUAUCCAUUUUAACAAUGUGUUCAAUAUACACUGCCAGAAUGAACGAUAUAUGAUGUAUGUGAGGUUCAUGAUAUGCACUGCCUCAACUUUAAUUUAUGUGAUAUGGUUGCUAAGGGGAGGUGGAACUAAUUCUUUUUCAGAUUUCAAGUUCCUUUCAGAAAAAAAAAACAUGUUACAACACCUUCCAAUUAAGUAACUAGAGACAGUGUUAUGUGACGCGGUGGUAUUCUAACCCAAAGCAACCACAGAACAAAUUUUACUCUUGUUUAGUCAUGUAUAUAAGUUGUGUUUGUUUUAUGGUUAUAUUUAUCUGGUAAAAAAGGAAAACCUGAACUUGUGUUCUAGUAUGACUGAAAGUGUGCAUUCUAUCGUGAAAUGAAGGCUUUUACCAUCAGAAGUCAUUUUUCAGUAUCAAGAAGUUUGAAUACCAAUAUUCAGACUGAAGGAUGUAAGAUUGAGUGGCCGGUGUAUUGUUAUUUUUAGAACUUGCUUCAUCGUGAGACUGGCAAAGCUUACAUUUGUGUAAGAAGCCUCUCGUCUGUGUGUAUCACACAGACACAAUUAUGUAUCUUGUUGCCAAAGACUGCCGACUGUUUAUCAAAGUGAGCAGUAGGGAUGAAUCAAACAAAGCAAUGUUAUGUUUGUUGUUAAUGACAUUCCCAUUUUGAAUACAUAUUAUCAUGUUAAAUAUUGUAUGAGUUCAAAAUUAUAGCCAAAUGAAUGAAUGAAUAUGUGUCCUAAGUUUUGUUUGACAAAUCCUACUGCUUUCUUAGAAACUAUCACUGCCACUGUUCCAUCAUGCUCAACUUUUAAGGCGUUUCAAAGCAUUGCAAAAUAAGUAACAUUCCAGGAAUUGGAAAUGUAUCUUAUAGAAAUCUACAUUUACCAUUUACUGCCAAUGACCAUAGAUGCUAGAGUACCUUAUUUCUGUCCUUUUUGUAUACAUAAUGACAGUACAAAAUAUUAUCAAUCAUUCUUCCGCCGUAUGUACAGACUGAUAUUGAUAGAACAAUAUUGAGUUGUCUUGUGGCACUGAAGCAUAGCUGGUGUAUGUAGAAGAGUAGUUAAGAAUGUGUAUAACGUGUUAUUUCUCGGUUUCAGAUUAGAAAAUUUGUUAGUUUCAAAUCGGAUUGUAAGAAUACAGAUAUCUCUCUUGACGGUGCUUUAACAUCUGCUUUUGUUAGCCAGUAUUUGAAAAGCACUUGAUAUGGUAAUCCAUUUAAUGGAUUUUAUCAUUCUGGUGAUUUUCUUUUUUAUUUUCAUUAUCCUCCACCCAGCUUUGUUUGGAAAGGUAUCAUUUUUUUGCCAUAGGUAUGCUGUUAUUUUCCUCUGAUUUAAGUGGUCCGUCUUGUUAUUUCCGUACCAGUAGAAUGUUGAAUUUUCAAUUUGUUAAUUGUUAAUGGGAAAUGAUGCUCCACCUUGUAAUCAUUUUACUAAUGCCUACUCCAAAAUGGCUAUCUUCCAAUGUAAUUCCUGGUUUUUUCUACUGUUGUUCAUUAUUUAUGAAGUAUACCACAUUUUUUCUUUACUUUUCUUCUCUAUAGUUUCACCCAUGUAUAAACCUUGAAUUUUAAUUUAAGGAAAUCAUUGAAUAAUUGUGAAUCAAAAGGGUACCUUUUAAAUGUAUUCAGUGGAUUAGAAGGUUCAGUAUGUUGUUGCAUGAAAAACAGCGAAACUGAGUCAUACAUUUUAAGUACUGCACUGAAACUUGUUGGGUGCUGACAUAUUUUGAGUGUUUACAAGUAUAUCAACAUAUAAGAAGUUGCUAAAUUUUGUUAUUGAAAUUGUCUUUAAUUACAUCAGUAUUGCCAAGAUAGUUCAGGUAUCACAUUAAUAUGAAAAAGUUAUCUAGCCAAAUCUAGACACCUACAGUUUCUUUAAAUAUGCAUAUUCUUACUAAAGUACUUGAUAAUUCAUGCUGUUACAAACCAAAAAUGAUUUUGCAUAAUUCUUAAAGAAUUAAAAUGUGAAAAAGAGGGGUUACUACGUGGCUAUUAUAGAGGCAAUGUCGUUAUGUACCAUAUCAAAGUAAAUGAUUUGCUUAGACCGUUUGGUCCUUAUUGCCUGUUUUUAACUUUCGUCUUUCCCACCAUGUUUGUUCUCAUGUUUGUUUAAUUAGUAUGUCAUUGCCUUCUUACAGAUCCCUUUCUUCCGGAAACAGGGUUAUGACGAACAAAGUCAAGAAUGUGUUUAGGGAAUCAGUGGAAGAACAAAUUUUUAAUCUUUAAAUUGUUUUUGGCAUUUGGUUUUUUGUUUCAUGUUUAUAGAACUGUGUCACUUGUUUUGUAUAUGAUUCCUGACUUUGCUCUUUACUUAGUUCGUCCAGUAGUCUAGUCAUUUGUUUACAAGUCAACACAGGCAAUAGGCAUGGAGUGUACCCACCAAAGUUGUCUUGUCCUCUUGGUGUAAUUGGUAAUUUUGUUUGUGCUGAAUUUCAAUUCAACAAAAGAAAAGUAACCUUCACAGUAUUCAUUUUUGUACCGAGGAAUUUGUUUAUUAAUAUUAUUGUAGUUAUUGUGCACUUGGUAGACUUAAGCAAACACUGCCAUAUUUUUUUUUAUUUGUAUUUUCUUCAAUUUUAUUAUUACAUUGAACACCAUAGGCCAGGCCUGUGUGAGCUGAGAAUUUUAGCUCGUCUGGUUUAACUACCUUAUUCAGUAUACUGUAUUAAUAAUCAAUGCAUAUGGUUUGAAUGAAAUGGUUGUUACUUAGCAGGUUGCUAACCACCCCUGCUUCCACUAUUGAAGUGAGAACAAUGAAAAUAAUAACCAGCACUACAGAUAUGAGGUAUAUGGUUGGUGUGGAAGGGAAGUGUUAGGAAAGUGGAUAGUCUCCCAAUUUCUUACCCUAGUCUGACAGGGAGGCUCAGGUAUUUUACUGUUCACUAUUAAUUCAUUGAAAUUAAUAAAUUGAAUUAGGUUUUUUAUUUGGUACCUUGAAGUGGAGUACAGUACUAUAUUGAAGUGAAUGAGAAAUGGGUGAAAGGUUUACUCUUCCAGCUUGUGGUUAUGCAUCAUUGAUAGUACUGUAUCCCCUAAGCAAAUUGGUAGAAAUCACAGUAGUAAUUGUGAUUAUUAUAAUAAGUUUUUUUUUGGUUGCAAUCUUGUACCUUUUUCUUCUUUUUCAUGAAGUCUGUCUUGUUACACAGUUUGUUACUUCUGUUUCAGUUUGGGAUGUAUUAUGUUGUGUUUGUGAAAUUUGGAAGGCCAGUCUCUCCACCUGUAUCAACAUUUUACCAGUGAACAUAAAAUUUUUGUUUAAGCAACCAAAAGCUUUAUAUUUGUUGCAUAUUGGGUACUAAAUGAUGUUUAACCACAUUUUAUUUAUUUCUUUAUCAUCCACUGAAAGAUUGAAACUAGUUAUCCAGUAAAUUUAUAGUUCCAACCUAGGUUUGGUGUAGUUUACUCCUUACUUUCUGUGGGAUAUGCAAGGAGCUUAUAGCAAGCGAAAAGUUGAUAUUCUGUAACUUUUACAUGUGAAUAUCUGUUGUACACUUCGUCAAUGUUAUUUAACAUAAAUGUUCAUUAUGAUCUUAUGGUGCUCUACCUGGAGUUCCGUGAGCUACAGUUUACUAGACUGGCUCACACCAGAGUGGGUGAAUGUGUGCAUGUGUAUAAUCUUGUAUUGAAUCCAAGUAAUUUGGUAUUUACAUUCUUUUAGGAAUUGGAAAUUUUUCAGUUAAUUGAAAAGAAAUUUUGCAUGGAGAGUAAUUCUAAUAGUGGCUUAGUAGAAUUUAAAUUAGGGACAAAAAUUUAUUUUACUGUGGUUUUCCCAGGAUAACAUCACAAGGGCUUGCCCUUAGAUUACCUCAAUAACACAUUCCUCUUUCAAAGAGAUGCUGCCUUCUACUCACCACCCAUUGUAGUUUUUACCUCGAUAAUUGAUGACUCGUCUGUGUGGAAAUUGUUGUUUUUCACACUUGAGGCUGAGUUUCCUUAUUACAUUUGUGAUGACAAGAUGGUUAGAAAUGCAGUACACAAGUAUUUUUACUACUCCUAGUAGGGUUUCCCCCUAUCGUACAAAUUACCUCCCUUACAGAUUGGGAAAUUUUUGUCUUUUAGAUCUGUUAUAAGGAAAAUGUUAAAACUCAGAAGGGAAAAAUAUUUGUUCCAGUUCAGAAAAUUGUUGUUUUUGAAAUUAUUUUUAUGCCUGCUGGAAGCUAUAGAUUCAAGAUUGGGUUCCAUGUAGUAGAUUAUAAAUAAAAGUGAUUUUCUCA
Messenger RNA from Macrobrachium nipponense, 7507 nucleotides. Its product is annotated as PHD finger protein 19-like. The transcript is spliced from 14 exons. Gene Ontology annotation, molecular function: DNA binding; chromatin binding. Gene Ontology annotation, biological process: chromatin organization; regulation of DNA-templated transcription. Gene Ontology annotation, cellular component: nucleus. The record is from RefSeq and is a predicted model, not a curated record. Lineage: Eukaryota; Metazoa; Arthropoda; Malacostraca; Decapoda; Palaemonidae. Bases 992 to 3175 code for a protein of 727 amino acids.